CUCCUCCAACUCGCUCGUGCGUUCGACGCGGCGCUCAUCCCACACAAGCAGGAAACGCGAAUGUCGACGCAGCAACCGGGAACCGCGCCCAUAAAACCCGAAUACCUCCUACAUCGCCCCGCACAACCUGCACCUGACGACGACGCCGCUGAGGGGUCCGGCAACAUCCGCCGCCAUGCUCGCGACUCUCGCGACGCCCGUGACGAGCCACGGAAGAGCAAGGCAGAGAGGAAAGCAGAGAAAAAGGCGCGCAGCGGGAUGAAUACGGGGCGGCGCUUCGGCAAGGUGCGGGAUGCGGGUGUGCAACUAUGCUAUGCCAUUGCGGGCGGUGGGGGGUGCGAAUAUGGCGAGAAAUGUCGAAACAACCACGAUGUCAGCCUCUACCUUGCCUCUCAGCCACCCGAGCUACGACUCCCCACCGCCGAGGAUGUCAAGAGGAUGUCAGUUCCGUUGCCCCUCGAGUCACAAGAUGAAUCACCAAUGGAGGGAGAAGGGAAAACAGAGAGGGAUGGUGGGGCUACAGCGACCGAAGGAGAAGCAGCAGUCAAGAGCGAGACACGGUGUCCACUAUUCGACGAGCUGGGUGUGUGUCAAUUCGGCUUUCGCUGUCGGUACUUGUCGGCCCACUCGAAACUAAACGAGAGUGGCGUCCUUACGCUCGUGACGGACGAGGACAAGCGGGCGCGUAUGGCUGUUGCUGGAGCGGAGAUGAACCGGCUGAAUGCAGAGGCGCAGAAGGCGCUGCGGUCAAAAAAGUACGCGUUGCCGAUAAUGAGCGCGUACCACAAGGAGGACACGAAGGAUCUGGCGAAGCGUGCGACGAAAGCGCCGGUUCGGGUAACGGAGGGUGGUGCAGUGAUAUUUGGGGAGGCGGAGCAGGAAGGACCUAUGGAGGUCGAUGAUGAUGUUGUCGAGAAGCGGACUGGCGACGCCGCGCCAUUGGAGGCAGCAGAAGACACCCCAGAUGUGCCGAUGCGAUGGACAGAGAAGAAGAGGUUACAGUGGGAGGGAAAAACAUAUCUCGCCCCACUCACCACCGUUGGUAACCUGCCCUUCCGGCGUCUCUGCGUGUCGUAUGGUGCAGACAUCACGUGUGGCGAAAUGGGGUUGGCGACUUCGUUCUUGUCCGGCGGCAAGGAGGAGUGGUCAUUGGUCCGACGACACCCCAGCGAGCGUAUGUUCGGCAUACAGAUCGCCGGCUCUAAAGUCCCCGCCGUGGUCGGGGCUGCAGAGGUUAUUGGACGGGAGCUCGUGGACAAGGGCGGGGGAGUGGACUUCGUGGACCUGAAUUGUGGGUGUCCGAUCGAUUUGGUGUUUAAAAGUGGGAGUGGAAGUGCAUUACUCGAUACUCCGGCGCGUCUCGCGCGCCUUGUCGCCGGCAUGUCCCGGGCGCUUGGCGAAGUCCCAGUGACGAUAAAAAUGCGCACGGGGGUGAAGGAAGGGCGAAACACGGUGCACAAGUUGAUGCCGCGGAUGUUGGGCGAGGGCACCAAGGGGAGUGCGGGGACGGAGGGUGAGAAGGGCUGGAUGGGCGUCGGCGCGAUGACGCUGCACGGACGGACACGGCAGCAGCGCUAUACGAAGCUCGCGGACUGGGAGUACAUCAAGACCUGUGUGGAUGCAGUCCGUGCAAGAGAAGCGGACGAGGACUUACCACGAAUUCCUAUUUUUGGCAACGGCGACUGCUACUCCGGCACAGCGUACUGGGACACCGUCGCCGCUAGCGGUGUCGACGGCGUGAUGGUUGCACGCGGCGCCCUGAUCAAGCCAUGGAUAUUCACUGAGAUCAAUGAGCACCGCGAGUGGGACAUCUCGUCGCGGGAGCGACUCGAGGGCAUCCGGAAAUACGCCGAGUUCGGUCUGACACAUUUUGGCACCGACACCGCGGGCGUGAACACGACGCGGCGGUACCUGUGCGAGGCACUGUCGUUCCAGUACCGCUAUGUCCCGCUUGGCAUCCUCGAGGUCCUGCCGGCGAAGAUGAACGAGCGCCCGGGGGCAUUCCGUGGACGGGACGAUCUAGAAACACUGCUUGCGAGCGGGGACAGCCGCGACUGGGUGCGCAUCUCGGAGAUGUUCCUCGGCCCCGCGCCAGAAGAGUGGAGCUUUGUCCCGAAGCACCGAAGCAAUGCCUAUGAGAGCCAGGGGUGA
Molecule: messenger RNA, 2151 nt
Organism: Mycena indigotica
Lineage: Eukaryota; Fungi; Basidiomycota; Agaricomycetes; Agaricales; Mycenaceae
Product: tRNA-dihydrouridine(47) synthase [NAD(P)(+)]
Exons: 12
Coding region: 61-2151 (696 amino acids)
Biological process (GO): tRNA processing
Molecular function (GO): flavin adenine dinucleotide binding; metal ion binding; tRNA dihydrouridine synthase activity
Source: RefSeq, a predicted model, not a curated record